GUGGAUGCACCUUCUGAACUUCUGGAGGGUUCUCAGUGCCCCGCGUAACAUGUGGUCUGUACGGCCAAGCUCCUACUUGAGUGACUUUUCCCGAGUGCCAAGCUCUUUCCCCGACGUUCAUCCUGACUUGGGGGCUGGGGCAGCGGGACAGGACGGAAGUAACAUUUAGUAAGAACUUCUUGUACUUCAGUCACUAUGUGUGUGACCUUGCUCAGUUCUGCACUUACUAUGUUUGCACUUGCUUAUUUUUCAGGAAGCGCUAGGGAAACUCAGGUACCUUCCCAGGAUUCUUUGCUGUCUCUCCGUCUGUGCCGUCCUGAGUGUAGAGAUGCCAUCCAUGUUAACCAGUGUGUCACUGAGUUGCUGGGCUCCUCUUGGAGAGGUGACCGACAUGGUCAACUUCAGGGUGUAGGAAUUUGCUAACCCAUAACAGAAUUGAAAAUGUGGCAUCCAUGUGUGCGAGCGAUCAGGGAAUUGUAAUACGGAGACAUUUUCCUUGGAGGGAAAAAAGAAGGGAAUGUUGUUUAUUCCACCCACUGUGUACUAGAUGAUGUGUGCUUUCUGCAUCCGUAAUCUGAUCCUCAGAGCAGCCCUGGAGAAGGUGUAUUUCCUGUGUUUGCAGAGCUGGAGAAGAGGCCCAGUGAGAUUAGGGUCCCAGCCCUGGGCCAAAAUGAGUCUGUUUGGAACGACCUCGGGUUUCGGAACUGGUGGGACCAGCAUGUUUGGCAGCACAACCACGGAUAAUCACAACCCUAUGAAGGAUAUUGAAGUAACAUCUUCUCCCGAUGACAGCAUUGGUUGUCUGUCUUUUAGCCCACCAACUUUGCCGGGGAACUUUCUGAUUGCAGGAUCGUGGGCUAAUGAUGUUCGCUGUUGGGAAGUUCAAGACAGUGGGCAGACUAUUCCAAAAGCCCAGCAGAUGCACACCGGGCCCGUGCUUGACGUUUGCUGGAGUGAUGAUGGAAGCAAAGUAUUUACAGCAUCGUGUGAUAAAACUGCCAAAAUGUGGGACCUCAACAGUAAUCAAGCGAUACAGAUUGCACAGCACGACGCUCCUGUUAAAACCAUACAUUGGAUCAAGGCACCAAACUACAGCUGCGUGAUGACCGGGAGCUGGGAUAAGACGUUGAAGUUUUGGGAUACACGAUCAUCAAAUCCUAUGAUGGUUCUGCAGCUCCCUGAAAGGUGUUACUGUGCUGACGUGAUCUAUCCUAUGGCCGUGGUGGCGACUGCAGAGAGGGGGCUGAUUGUCUACCAGCUGGAGAACCAGCCUUCCGAGUUCAGGAGGAUAGAGUCACCGCUGAAGCAUCAGCAUCGGUGUGUGGCUAUUUUUAAAGACAAACAGAACAAGCCGACUGGUUUUGCCCUGGGGAGUAUUGAGGGGAGAGUUGCUAUUCACUACAUCAACCCCCCAAAUCCCGCCAAAGAUAACUUUACCUUCAAAUGUCAUCGAUCCAACGGAACCAAUACUUCAGCACCUCAGGACAUCUAUGCGGUCAACGGGAUCGCGUUCCAUCCUGUCCAUGGCACUCUGGCAACGGUGGGGUCUGAUGGCAGGUUCAGCUUUUGGGACAAAGACGCCAGGACAAAACUAAAGACUUCAGAACAGUUAGACCAGCCAAUAUCAGCCUGCUGCUUCAAUCACAAUGGAAACAUAUUUGCCUACGCAUCUAGCUACGACUGGUCCAAGGGACAUGAAUUUUAUAACCCCCAAAAGAAGAACUACAUUUUCCUGCGUAAUGCGGCCGAAGAGCUGAAGCCCCGGAACAAGAAGUAGCGGCUGCGCCUUCUGAGCGGACCUGUGUUGGGUCCCCUCCACUCUGCCUCGUCUGUGUGAACAUGGAGGGCUGUCAGCCGUGGCCGUGGACUUCACACCUGAGGGAGCGUGGGCCUGCUCAGCAGUCCCGCCCUGCCUGCUGCAGCCACUCACCGUCUCUAUUCCACUGCCCGUUACAGGUUUUCCCGGAACUUCAAGGGGUCAAAGUGAUUGUGGGAGCUAGACUCCUGUGGGCCGCCGCCUGCCGGUGAUCCCAGGGGCUGCACUCAGCCCGUGUGUGUUAGAGGGGGCGGGAGGCGCCCUGUGAGCCCUGUACUGUGUUUUGUAAUAAAAUAUUUUGAAGA
Trichechus manatus latirostris (Florida manatee) is the source of this 2121-nucleotide messenger RNA. RefSeq names its product ribonucleic acid export 1 (gene RAE1). Gene Ontology annotation, molecular function: ubiquitin binding; RNA binding. Gene Ontology annotation, biological process: transcription-dependent tethering of RNA polymerase II gene DNA at nuclear periphery; RNA export from nucleus. Gene Ontology annotation, cellular component: nuclear pore. The transcript has 12 exons. Lineage: Eukaryota; Metazoa; Chordata; Mammalia; Sirenia; Trichechidae. Bases 548 to 1777 code for a protein of 409 amino acids. The record is from RefSeq and is a predicted model, not a curated record.